Molecule: messenger RNA, 1492 nt
Organism: Macrosteles quadrilineatus (aster leafhopper)
Lineage: Eukaryota; Metazoa; Arthropoda; Insecta; Hemiptera; Cicadellidae
Exons: 6
Coding region: 42-833 (263 amino acids)
Source: RefSeq, a predicted model, not a curated record
UACUUAGGUUUGCUGCUACAGGCCAACUGUCAGUACUGGCUAUGGCCCAGUGUCAUAUGAAAAUGAUAAAGAAUUUGGAUUUAGUUCUAAGAAAAUGUCCUGUGUUUUGGAUGGUAAUCUGUCAACUUCUCUGUGUUUCAGCCAGAAUAUGGCCCUUAAGGCAGCCUGAGGUUAGCAUCAGUCCCAUUAAUGUGACCGAGGGAGACAAUGUCACUUUCCAUUGUAAGAUCAAAUACAAUGGCAAGGUGGAAAUCAACUGGGCUGUCCCCCACACUUACCAAAAAACAGCAAGGAAAGAAUUACAGCAACAGAGUGAAAGAAUGCAUGAUUAUAAAGAUGAAGAGGAGAAUAUUGAAGCUAUCUACAAUAUAUCCUCUCGGGCCAUGAUACUGACUAACGUGUCCAAACAAGACGAAGGAAACUACACCUGCAAGGUAAUAGAUGCGUCCUACAACCGCAACAACAUAUAUGCCCAUCCAAGGCAAUCCAAGUAUAAGGCUAUCCAACUAUCUGUCAUCCCAGCAGGUGUCCCUAAACUUGACUUGGAUAUAAGAGGUUAUUACAACAAAAGUACGAUGCGGAUCUCAGAGAAGCUAACAGAGGCUAUCAUACUGGUAGAUAUCACCUCUAACCCUCCUCCUCUAUCCAUUGUUUGGUACGAUAACAAGAUGAAUCCAAUUCUUUCGAAUCGAGGGGACUAUAAGGUUGAGUACAGUCUUACUCUUGCCACACUAAUAAUUGAUCAUCCAAUGAUAGGACACUCAGGGAUCUACGUCCUGGAAGUGAAAAACAAGUAUUUGAAGAACAAUGUUGUUAUCAAAGUCAAAGUAUAAACAAUGUCGAGGUAAAUCUAUACUUUUGUGUCCAUAACGUUCCAAGCAGCCUGGCCCCUAUUAUAGGUAUGACAUUAUAUUUAUAUUGCUGCUAUGAUAUCAAUCAACCGAACUUGUAAAUGUGUAAAUAUAUAAAUCUGAACUGCAGAAAACAUUUUCAUAAAAUAAAGUAAACAUUGAACUGGAUAAACGACAAAACAAUACUGAAGAUAACAGCUGUUUAUGAUUGAUUGUCUAUUAGUGUUCCUAAUAGCAACAAUAACUCCAACUAAGUUUGCAACGAUGAAAUUUCCAUUCACUGAUGCCUAAAUAGGAACUUUCUUAAGUUUUGACAUAACCUCUACUUUAUAAAUUGUAAACUAACAAAGAACUUAACUUCAUUGCAGGCUGAAUUUUAAGCAACCUCAACUAAGUGUACUUUGAGACUGCCUGCUUAAAGUAGCUUAAGAAGUGAAGAAGAAAGAACCUUAAACAUUAAACAUAUUGUGAGCUUUCUUUGUCCCACCAUUGACUGUUGAUACAACUAUACCAUCCACAUGUUAAAACUGAGUAUUCGAAUUUGAUAAACCAAUAGUCAUUAAAUAUUUUACAUAAUAAAAUAUGUAUCGUAACUUCUUACGUGUUUUGCUCAAGAAAUAUAUAGUUCAGUUGGAAUACAA